Scomber japonicus (chub mackerel) is the source of this 782-nucleotide messenger RNA. Its product is annotated as immediate early response 3-interacting protein 1. NCBI's taxonomy places the organism in Eukaryota, Metazoa, Chordata, Actinopteri, Scombriformes, Scombridae. The coding region runs from base 56 to 304 and encodes 82 amino acids. Gene Ontology annotation, biological process: endoplasmic reticulum to Golgi vesicle-mediated transport. The transcript is spliced from 3 exons. The record is from RefSeq and is a predicted model, not a curated record. Gene Ontology annotation, cellular component: Golgi membrane; COPII-coated ER to Golgi transport vesicle; endoplasmic reticulum membrane.
ACGUCAGACGUAAAUAGAGUCAGCUAACUCGCAGCUAGCCGCUAUUCGAGACAACAUGGCUUUUUCUUUAUACUCCCUCAUUCAAGCUGCCAUCCUGUGUGUGAAUGCCGUGGCUGUACUGCAUGAGGAAAGAUUUCUAAGUAAAAUUGGCUGGGGAGUGGACCACAGUGUAGGAGGGUUUGGUGAUGAGCCAGGUGUCAAAGCGCAGAUGAUGAACCUUAUUCGCUCUGUGAGGACAGUGAUGAGAGUACCGUUGAUAGCAGUGAACUCAGUGUGCAUUGUGCUGCUGCUGCUGUUUGGAUGAACAGUAGUGUGAAGUGAAAAUGGAGCAAACCAUCCUGCUGUCAGAAGAACUUCUCCAUCCAUCACCUCAGGAUCCCCUUUGAUACACAGAAUGUCUUCUGUCAGCCUUGAAGAUGAAUGAUGCUGUCAUGUGACGUGCCACUUUACCAGUACAGAGGAUAUUAUUGGAUUUACUGCUCUUUUCUUUACUGUACUGUCAUUCAAAACAAGUACCAGCAGCUAUUUGGAAUAAUAAACUCCCCUGUUCUUUUUGAAUACUACAAUAAAACCUGGAAUAGUUUACACUUCAUUUACAUUUUGAUUAAAAUAUUAAUGUACAUAACAAAUGUUUUACACAAGAACUAUAACUGUUAUAGAGUGGUCCACUGUACAAUGUUUGUGAUUCAUACACUGGGGAAAAGCGUAAAAGAACUCUUGGAUGUGUAGUUUUAUUGUAAAAAAUCAAAAUAAAUCUUGAGAAUAAAGUUUUUAAACUUUCA